UUGUUGGAGCCCAAGCUAAACAACGCAGAAGGAAGAGAAAAGGAAAGGAUGGUCAAGAAGAGGAUGGAUCCGAGUCAGAGACUCCCGCCCGCGAAUCUGUCGUUCGCUCCGUCCGAGGUUCGGUACCUCCUAUCGUCGCAACGUCUUGGCAAGACUCGUACGAUGCCACCGUUGAUGGCCCCAUGUCAACUGAUCAGCCGGAAGAUCACUUCGCUGAUGAGUAUGCCAUCGACGAAUCUCAAGCCCACCCUAGCCAAUCUUCGUUCUCGAUUGGGGGAAUGAUGGGAAGACUCGUUAACCUGAGUGUUCGAGUCUUUGCCUCCAUUCUCACAUAUGCUAUUGGAAGUGCAUCAACAGUUGUUGUUAUCCUCGUUCGCUUUAUUGUCUCGUUAUUCGACUAUCUCUUGGUUCGACCAGCUUCGUUCGUGUCCGGUGGUGCAAACAAAAUAUUUGGGUCUGACUGGUCUUGGGUUGGAAGGGCCAUCUUUCUCGGUAUGAUGGUCUGGCUGUUCCUCAAUUCUCUUUAUGGUACUGGACAAUCCACCUCUGGGGGUUCUAGCUGGAUCCCAUGGAAGCCAACUCGUCCCCCUCCGAUCGACUACUCUGCUCCUGGUGCUUCCUCAGCAGCCCUCGCAGAUAUGGCUCGACGUCUUCAAGAAAUGGAGAAUAAAGUCAUCGAUAUGCAAUUCUCUCAACGAAGAGCAUUCGAUCGCUUGGACGGAUUGGCGAGCAAAUCCAAUGAAUAUGGUCACAAGAUCGAUACGAUGGAUGACACUCUUGGCAGACAGCAGAAAGCCAGAAUUGAUGCAGAAAAGGAUCUUCGAGCAUCUUCUUCUGCUGCCAUGUCUGGUCUCCGCACGGAACUCUCCAAUAUGAUUGCCUCAAUCAGCCAAGUCGACACUGGCGUAUUCGAUGGACGAAUUAAAGGCCUCGAGAAUCGUUUGAUUGCUGCUGAGUCCGGUGUCAAAGACGCCGUCGACACCAGUAAACAGGCCGUCACUAUCGCCAACUCCAAGGGUUCUGCUGUGUCCAGUGGUAGCCGAUGGUGGGGUGGUAAUAGUGACGGAAAGUCGCUGACUAUCAAGUCAACUGAUGGUCAAGAUGUCACUGGACUCAUUGGUAACCUCGUCGAACUUGCUGUGCAACGUUGGGGCAAGGAUGAUAUUGCCAAGGCCGAUUAUGCUGGUUAUUUCUCAGGAGCACGAGUGAUUCCUCAAUUGACCACCCAAACAUACAAAAUCGAAGAUAGGUCGUUCUGGGGUAGAUGGGGAAUGUUUGGCUCGAGUGCGACAGAGGGUCGUCCUCCUGUCACAGCUCUUCACCCCGAUAUCCAUGUUGGUAACUGCUGGCCUUUCAAGGGUUCAUCAGGUCAAAUUGGUGUCAUGCUUUCCCGAUCUGUCAUAAUCUCCGAGGUCACUAUUGAUCAUGCCGCUAAGGAGGUGGCAUUUGAUGUCCGGUCUGCUCCCAAGAAGAUGGAACUCUGGGGACUCGUGGACGGCGCUGAAAAUGUCAAGAAGGUCGCUGAAUAUCACCGACGACGAGAACAACAUUACCGUGACCUUGUCAAUGCCGCGAACAGGGAAGGUCGCACCCCACCAUCUCCUGAGGAUCCCUAUCCCUCAACUUUGCCUCCAGAUGCUCAUUAUCUCCGCCUCGCGCAGUUUACGUAUGAUGUUCAUGCCCCCUCGCACAUCCAAACGUUCUCAGUGCCACAGGAGAUCCAAGAUCUGGGCGUCGACAUUGGUAUCGUCGUUCUAAUGGUUAGGAGCAACUGGGGAGAGCCAAACUGGACAUGCCUGUAUCGACUUCGCGUCCAUGGGCACGAUCCCGAUCAACGGCCUUAUCCCCAAGGCGAGAUUGACGAAUAG
Molecule: messenger RNA, 1868 nt
Organism: Acaulospora colombiana
Lineage: Eukaryota; Fungi; Glomeromycota; Glomeromycetes; Diversisporales; Acaulosporaceae
Source: the annotation of a GenBank genome assembly